Molecule: messenger RNA, 639 nt
Organism: Neodiprion virginianus
Lineage: Eukaryota; Metazoa; Arthropoda; Insecta; Hymenoptera; Diprionidae
Product: cytochrome P450 4C1-like
Exons: 6
Coding region: 1-534 (177 amino acids)
Molecular function (GO): heme binding; monooxygenase activity; iron ion binding
Source: RefSeq, a predicted model, not a curated record
AUGGUAUGCAACUUGGGAAUAAAUGUAAGAACGCUAGACGAUGUCUCCAAAUUCGAGGGACCGCCAAGCUGGCCCAUUAUCGGAAGUGCCCAUUUAUUUAUCGGAGGUGGAGAAGCCAUUAUCAACAGGCAGCGAGAAUUUGAGAAAUUGUAUUCCAAGCCGUAUGGAAUGUUUUUGGGCAACGACGUAUACUUCGUGACGAGCAAUCCUGACCAAAUAAAGGUGAUAUGCCAUAAUCCGAAGACUAUCGAGAAGGCUGACAAGUUUGUGGAUUUGUUUCGACCGUGGUUGGGUUCAGGAUUACUCACUGGUCCCGCGUCGAUAUGGAGAGUUCACCGAAAGCUGAUUCAGCCAACGUUCGACGUUCAGUUCGACGAUUCUAAACUCUUUCCUCGAAGUAUUCGUCGCCAAGGCUGUGAUAUUGAUCAACCGAAUAGAGAAUCAUGUAGAUUAGCCAGAAUUCGAAGUCCAGAAAUACUUCGCGAUGUGCACGUUGGACACAAUCUGUGGGACAGCGAUGGGUGUGGACUUUGAAGCGCAGACGAAGGAUGAUUGUCGAUAUGCAGAAGCUAUACGAUCGUGAGUCAAUCGUACUUCUAAUCAGAGUUGAAAUCCAGUGAUCUAGCUCUUAUCGAAUUG